AUGUCAGGAAACCCUAUUCCUCAGUUAGUAAACAUAUCACAUGCCUUACAAUCGACCUUUAUACAGCAGAUUAGAACGGAGAUCAAAGAGUUUUCAGAGGCUGCUAAGUUAACGCAAGAGCAAACGGAGAAGAUAAAUAAAUAUAUUGGUUCUGUGAAACGGGCUUUUGCUGACUUUACAAAGGAUAAUGAACACAUUGAGCGUAGAGGCCCUGGGGUAACUGCCGCGGACAUCCAAUUAUACAUGGGUUUGAAAGCCAUGUACGCUGACUAUCUUUCUCAACUAGUAAAACUUCAAGAGAGUAAAGUGCUGAGCAAAGUGCCGAGCGCUAGAGAGCAGCAACCCAAGGAGGAAGCAGUCGAUACUUCUCAAUUGAACUAUAUCACGGAUGAGUUGCCAUACAAGCAGCCAACUGAAAGGAAAAGGUACAUUGAUUCUCUACUGAAAUCUUCAACCACGAACCUUCCAAAAUCGACGCCUAUUUUUGAAGGUAUUGUCAAACUUGCUACUCUAGACUCUACUGUUGUGGAGAAUGUUCAGUCUUAUGUUGCAAUCCUUCGUAAAAUUGGGUUUGAGCGGUCCAAGGUUCUGGCAAGCAUACCGCUGCCCUCUAACGGUAUAAAUGCAGAUGAUGGCUCAGCUAAGAGCUAUGCGAAACCGACAAGAAAGCCAGAGCCUGUCGAAGAAAGGCCACAAAGGAUAGAAGCCAGCCAGGAGGAGCCGAAAAAGAAAAUAUCGUUCUCAAGAUAUUUGAAAAAGAAUGACACAGAGGAGGAUAGUAAACGUGCUUUGAAUGAUUCCGAAGCUACAUCUUCAAAACGCCAAAAACGACCCACGGAUAAAGACUCUUCAGAAAUCAAGAUUGCCUCGAUAUUGAAGGACGAUAAUUUGACGAAAAAAACAAAGACGAAUCCAAUACGAUUCGCAGUCGACGAAAAGCUCAUAACGGUCUACGGUGAUGAGCUUCCCCCAAGUGGCUUGAAAGUUUCCCCUCAGAAAUUGAAGAAAAUAUUGAAGCCUUUCAACGCUGGGGAGCCGAGAGAGCUGGCAUUAUCAGCAUGGAAAAAUCAAAAAGUUUUUGAAUUUUCGUUUCGAGAGAAUGUGCAAGAUACAGAUAUUGUGGAAACGCGAGGCGGGCCUAUUUCUUGCCUGACUGAAGCUCCGCCCAAUUAUCGUCAUGGCUUUUCUUCUUUUAGCAAGGAAUUGAAUAAAAUGCAUAAAGAGCCUGCUGAUCUAGAGAAUUUUGCGAACAAUAGCGCAUCCAGGCUUUCGAAGCCACUUAUUGUUCGUGCCUUUGGUAAGAAUGCUCUGUUAUUAAAAAAAGAUAGAGGUGGAAUUCCCUACAAACCCGUUCCGGAAGUUAAGAGAAACGAAUAUCCUGUGAAUAGCUAG
This is a messenger RNA of Lachancea mirantina, 1392 nucleotides long. Lineage: Eukaryota; Fungi; Ascomycota; Saccharomycetes; Saccharomycetales; Saccharomycetaceae. The record is from the annotation of a GenBank genome assembly.